GGCCCAGGGUCAUUGUUGGAGGCGGAAAUGUUGCUAUGGCUACUAAAACCUCGGUGACUGAACUAAACAGAAAGGAGAGCCUGCCCAGUCUUCUCAGACCAUGUCAAGCAAGUCUGUAGACAUGUCUAUGGAAAAGAUGACAAAAGUAGAAGAGAGUUUUCAAAGAGCCGUGAAACUUAAAAAGAUGGUUGACAGGUGGCAAAAUUCACAUACUUACUGUCUGUGGCAGAUGACAUUGAGCCAGAGGAGAAACCCAUAUGCCACCCUAAGGAUGCAGGACACCAUGGUACAGGAAUUGGUACUGGCCAACAAGCAACUACUAAUGGUUCGUCAAGCUGCCCUGCACCAGCUGUUUGAAAAGGAGCAUCAGCAGUACCAGCAAGAACUAAAUCAGAUGGGCAAAGCUUUUUAUGUAGAGAGACUCUGAUGGCAUCUGAAACACUGUUCUUCCAUUCUCAUCAUGCUUGCUAACCUAGCCUUCUUGAGCCUCUACCACCUUGAACUUCCUUCCAAAAACAAAUCUGGACCU
Molecule: messenger RNA, 529 nt
Organism: Carlito syrichta (Philippine tarsier)
Lineage: Eukaryota; Metazoa; Chordata; Mammalia; Primates; Tarsiidae
Gene: CFAP141
Product: chromosome unknown C1orf189 homolog
Exons: 4
Coding region: 101-427 (108 amino acids)
Source: RefSeq, a predicted model, not a curated record